Penicillium alfredii is the source of this 390-nucleotide messenger RNA. RefSeq names its product RNA polymerase II mediator complex head subunit MED22. The record is from RefSeq and is a predicted model, not a curated record. Bases 1 to 390 code for a protein of 129 amino acids. Gene Ontology annotation, molecular function: transcription coregulator activity. The transcript is spliced from 4 exons. Lineage: Eukaryota; Fungi; Ascomycota; Eurotiomycetes; Eurotiales; Aspergillaceae. Gene Ontology annotation, biological process: regulation of transcription by RNA polymerase II. Gene Ontology annotation, cellular component: mediator complex.
AUGGAGUCGCAACCUACUGCCAAAGCGCUGCACAACAACGGAGCAGCUAAUCGCGGCUUCGCAGAUCGCAUCAACACCGAUAUCUCCCAAUUGCUACAGCGGUUCGAGAAUAUCAUGGCCACGGCGACUCUCCAAAAUCCCAGCCAUACCUCCACAGCCGUCGAGACCUACCAGCUAGACGUGGAGUCAACAGCACUGAUCCGCGCCGCCGAAGAUCUCCUUGCGUUGUCCCGGGUGAUGAAGGAGACUUGGCUCUUUGGCAAACUCGACACACUCGGUGAAGACGAGCGCGAUGUCCAGCGCCGUGAGAAGCUGGAGAAGGAUGUGCUUGCGGUGCAGAAGGCUAUUGAGGAGGGUGGAUUAUUGAAGCCGUCUUCAGGGAAGAAUUGA